GGGCACACGCCUCCCCAUACCUUACAUGGACAAAUGCGUGCAGGCAAAGUCAGGAAUUCAGGCCCCUGACGUCAGCCUCCAGCGCUUAGGGCACCGCACGGGAGACCGCGGGGAGGGGGUGGGGAGGAAGGAGGGGGAGAGCACCAACCAGCAGCCGCUCCCGGCCUGCCGAAGUUUCACUUUUUGUCUGUGGGUUCGCUCCCGGCCCCGCUCCGAGCGUUCCCGGGAUAAGUAGCAUUAGCGGCGGGAAGAGCCGGCCGCUGCAAGGUGGGAACUGAAGCACAGAAACAGAGAGUCCGCUGGUUCUGCAUUUGUCAUCGUUCCCUGGUCCCUCAUUGGAGAGGAGCAAUUUUCCCUUAGCUGAGACUAACAGUCGUCUGGGUGAGCCUUGCCCAUUGUCCAUUCCAAAAGCCAGAAACUGCUUAAGCUCCAGCUCCAUUGUCUUCGUUGAAAGCUGGGGUCUAACUUUCCAUAGAAAAGGAAGAUUUCAACCAUGUCUCACCCAUCUUGGCUGCCACCCAGAAGCACUGGGGAGCCUCUUGGCCACGUUCCCGCACGGAUGGAGACCACCCAUUCUUUUGGGACCCCCAGUAUUUCAGUGUCGACACAACAGCCACCCAAGAAGUUUGCUCCAGUAGUUGCUCCAAAGCCCAAGUACAACCCGUACAAGCAGCCCGGAGGAGAGGGUGACUUUCUCCCACCCCCACCUCCACCUUUGGAUGACCCCGGUACCAUUCCUCCUGGCCCUGGACACUUCCCUCCUCCUCCACCACUGGAUGAAGGUGCUUUCAAAGUACAGGGAAAUCCUGGAGGCAAGACCCUGGAGGAAAGGCGGUCCAGUCUGGAUGCUGAGAUCGAUUCCUUGACCAGCAUCCUGGCUGAUCUGGAGUGCAGCUCUCCCUACAAACCUCGGCCCCCACAGGGCUCUGCUAGUCUAACAUCCUCUCCUCCAGUGUCUACUCCUGUCACGGGACAUAAGAGAAUGGUCAUUCCAAACCAGCCCCCUCUGACGGCAACCAAGAAGUCGGCGAUGAAACCACAGCCUUCACCCCAGUCUGCACCCAUCCCCGUGACACCCAUCGGCACUCUCAAACCGCAGCCUCAGCCAGUUCCAGCCUCUUACACUACAGCAUCCACACCUUCGAGGCCCACCUUCAAUGUGCAAGUGAAGUCGGCCCAGCCCAGCCCACAUUACAUGGCUGGCCCAUCUGCUGGACAAAUAUAUGGCCCAGGACCUCAAGGCUAUAACACUCAGCCAGUUCCUCCGUCAGGACAGUGUCCUCCUUCAACUCGUGCUGGUGCCGACUAUGCUUAUAUUCCACCCCCGGGACAUCAGCCUGAGCCGGGAUAUGGGUAUACUCCCAACCAAGGACGCUAUUAUGAACCCUAUUAUGCAGCAGGGCCUGGUUAUGGGGGCAGAAAUGAUGUGGAUCCUUCUUAUGGACAACAACAAGUUCAGCCUAAUACCUGGAAGCGGGAACCUGGGUAUGCUGCUUCUGGAGCUGGGAAUCAGAACCCUACUGGGAUGUAUCCUGUCAGUGGUCCCAAGAAGACCUAUAUCACAGACCCUGUGCCAGCCCAGUGUGCACCCCCACUGCAGCCAAAGGGCGGACACCCUGGGUCUAUGGGGCCUCCUUCUGUUGCCCCAUCAUUCCGGCCAGAAGAUGAGCUCGAGCACCUGACCAAGAAGAUGCUGUAUGACAUGGAAAACCCCCCUUCUGAUGAGUACUUUGGCCGCUGUGCCCGCUGUGGGGAGAACGUGGUUGGGGAAGGGACAGGAUGCACCGCCAUGGAUCAAGUCUUCCACGUGGAUUGCUUCACCUGCAUCGUCUGUAACAACAAGCUCCGAGGACAGCCUUUCUAUGCCGUGGAGAAGAAGGCCUACUGUGAGCCCUGCUACAUUAACACUCUGGAGCAGUGCAAUGUGUGUUCGAAGCCCAUCAUGGAAAGGAUCCUCCGUGCCACCGGCAAGGCCUACCACCCUCACUGCUUCACCUGCGUGAUGUGCCACCGUAGCCUGGAUGGCAUCCCGUUCACCGUCGAUGCCUCUGGUCUCAUCCACUGCAUCGAGGAUUUCCACAAGAAAUUUGCCCCACGCUGUUCUGUGUGCAAGGAGCCGAUCAUGCCUGCCCCAGGCCAGGAGGAGACUGUCCGCAUCGUGGCUCUGGACCGUGAUUUCCAUGUGCACUGCUACAGAUGUGAGGAUUGUGGUGGUCUUCUGUCUGAAGGAGACAACCAAGGCUGCUACCCUUUGGAUGGACACAUCCUCUGCAAGUCCUGCAACUCCGCCCGCAUUAGGGUGUUGACCGCCAAGGCAAGCACUGACCUGUAGAAUCGGUCGCCCGCUUCGCUGCUGAGUACGUGGCACCGAGAAGAACGAAACACAAGACAAAGAUAAGAGAAGAAAUAGAAAAAUAGAGGCAAAGCUCUCAACCUCUGGGAUGGUCUCUGUUCUUCAUCUGCUGUUAACCUUUUCUUUCGAAGCACAUACAGGAUGAGAUUUGUUUAAGUUCCUACCAAAUACACAUUUCACAUUUAAUCAUGUAAGGCCAUGAUGAGCCUUUGUUGUAAGGACCUCCACAUUUUUGCACAGAUUAUGCUCCGUCCCAUUCACUUCUGCAUUCCUGUAACUUUUAAUCCCCGCAUUUGUCUCGCUUUCCAUCCGGCUGAAUAGAGUUUUAGUGUGGUAUUUGCUGUCACAUGAUUUUUCCUGGGUGGAUGUGCCAGCCUGCCGGUGCCUUUAGCUUGACGUCUCCUCCUGUCCCCUUUCCCUCUGGCCGUGGCCACAGAAGUCAAGCUGUUCUGAUGCCAGGGGUUGGAAAGGUGGAUUUCCCCAUUGCACUCUACCACUCCUGUCUCCUGGUAAAAAGAAAGGUGGGCGGAGUGCACAUUCUUCUGCUAGGCUAUAAAGAAUGUACUUGAAAAAAAAUACAUAAAUUUACAGGAGCCCAAAUUUAGUUUGCCAUUAUCCAAAUUCAAGAUGUGCAGUGCCCAGUGGUCAAAGUUCAUUUGAAGGCAUUUUUUUUAGCCGAUAUCUAAUAAGUGAUAGAACCACCUUUCACUGCUGAGUUAAAGAAACCACAUGGGAAAUGCUGGCCAAAGGACUGCUUGAAAGCAGUUUCAAAGCAUUUGAAAAGCCCAGUAUAUUUUCAACAAUUCUACCUUGAGCUUUUCGUCUCCGUGCUAUCUGGACAUAAGACAGACAGACUUGCUUUUUGGUACAUUUCCAAUUCUGUCUGACACUUCAUCUUACAAGGACUGUGAAUUUUCCCCUACUACACACACAUGGUUACUACAAUUAACAUUUAUCUACAGAAAGAUAUGUGUUAAAAGGAAUCAAAUUCUUCUCUUUCUUUUAUUUUAUAAUAACCCAAAUCUAUUUUUUUUGAAAACUGCAAAUUUGGACCCAUAAAAUGAAGUUACAUAACCAUGUUUCCUCUUCUUUGAAAAAGAAGGAAAAGCUGGGAAAAGAUUGCGAAACCGGAGUUUUAUUAUUCUUAUAAUCCUUCUGUAGCUCAAGUACAUAUUGCAGGAGACAUUUUCCUAUCUUCAGCAUGACAUUUACACCACACUUUCAAAGACAAUCCCUGAAAACAAAAUUGUCUUUCUGAGCUAAAAAUAUGCAGAAUGGCUGACUAGAAUCUUUAUGCGAACUCUUGG
This is a messenger RNA of Arvicola amphibius (Eurasian water vole), 3660 nucleotides long. It is a transcript of the gene Lpp, whose product is annotated as LIM domain containing preferred translocation partner in lipoma. NCBI's taxonomy places the organism in Eukaryota, Metazoa, Chordata, Mammalia, Rodentia, Cricetidae. Gene Ontology annotation, cellular component: focal adhesion; stress fiber. The transcript has 13 exons. Bases 494 to 2332 code for a protein of 612 amino acids. Gene Ontology annotation, biological process: cell-cell adhesion. The record is from RefSeq and is a predicted model, not a curated record.